UGAGCAGUAUGGACGUUGCUCUUUAGAGGCAUAUUUGGUGGUGGAUCAGGGAAAUCAGAUGGUAUUUGUAAGAAUCAAUAUUAAAAAUAAUGGUUAUUUCAGAUCAAUCCAUCUGGAGACUAGCAAGAUGAUCUUGGAUCAUUUCCCUGACAUGUUUCCAGAAAGUUUUGGACUCUCAUCACAACAGCUCUUGUCUUAUGCCUGUCGUCUGGUGCAUGAGUUAAGUCUUGAGGGUUAAUAGAAUAUGGGAAAUCAUGGCUGUGGACAAUUGCAUUUGGUGUCCUGCCCUCGCCUGUAUCUUCCAGCUCUAUGAUCUAGCUUCUUUUUAAUGUAGCAGAAAAUAAUGAAGACGUUGAUACUAUUAAUCUAUAUUUACAUCAUGCCUAAUAAUAAUGAAUAAAUAAAUAAAUAAAGCUUUCAUUAUAUCCCACUCCCUCUCCCCAAAGGGACUUGAGGCAGCUUACAACACGAGAAAACAAUAUGCACAAUAUCAAUCACACUUACAAGCACAAUAGAUAAAGACAAAUCACAAUAGAUAAAAAUAAAAUCCAACAAACAUAAUUACUUACGUGUUGUCGAAGGCUUUCAUGGCCAGGAUCACAGGGUUGUUGUAUGUCUUUCGGGCUGUGUGACCAUGUUCCAGAAGUAUUCUCUCCUGACGUUUCGCCCACAUCUGAGGAUGCCUGCCAUAAAUGUGGGCGAAACAUCAGGAGAGAAUACUUCUGGAACAUGAUCACACAGCCCGAAAGACAUACAACAGCCCUAUAAUUACUUACGACUUAUAAACAUCAGACAUAUAAAUAUAAGACUUUAAACAGUUAAGACAUGGAGGGCUCUUCCACACAGCCAUAUAACCCAGAAUAUCAAGCCAGAAAAUCCCACAGUAUCUCCUUUGAACUGGGUUAUCUGAGUCCACACUGCCAUAUAUUCCAGUUCAAAGCAGAAAAUGCAGGAUUUUAUUCAAUUGUGUGGAAGGGGUCAUGCAUCUCACACCCGGUUAUAAAUACACAUGGGAUUUCAUCCUCUGUGUGCCUAUCUUUGUGUGUAAACAAUUAAUGCUCUUUGAAAUUAGUUGGAAUAUAUUUCUGAAGUCUGAUAGGAAUCACACAUUAAAUUAUUAUAGUGCACUUGUAUUUCAGGAGCUAAGAGCCCUUUUCUUAUUGAUUGAAUUCAUUCAAUACGUUUUUUUAUUGCAUUUAAACACUCCAGCAUAUUUUCCGGCUCCAGUUACAACUUGAUUGCAUUGGCAUAUUUGGAAUGUCCCCUUUUAUAUCAUCACAUCUGUUUAAUCAAGGUAAUAUUCCAUCUGCUACUGUGUUGCCAUAAUGCAAUGUGAACAAACUCAAGUUCUUCAUCCUGAACAGCUCAUAUAUUUCCUUCCUAGAGCAUUUGCUCUAUAUGAAAGUGUUCGCUUCUCCAACAAACUGUUACUCCACUCUUCUAUGGACGAUUCUGGAAUUAUUUUUUGAGUCAACUUAUUAUUACCUGUUUUCUGCAAGCAAUAGAAUUGACUACCAAUGGGACUGUGGUGGCUAUAAAAUAUGAAACUGUUCAUUCUUGCUAAGGCUCAGUGUCGAAGAACUUCUUGUUUUUUUAUCCACAUCUGCCAUUACUAGAAAUCUUCAGAAGAUAUGGAAUACUUGUCAUGUUUAUCUGAACGGAUUUUGAAUGAGAGUUUCUUUUACAGGAGACUUCGAGCCAAUACCUCCUUCUCUUUGGAUACAUCUUCUUUGAACAGUACCUCCUACUCUUUGGCUACAGCCUCUUUGCAAAGCAUCGAUGCAUGGGUUGCCUAUCCUCCUUAUUUUAAGAUAAACAUGUUUUUGAUCCCACCAGUUAUAUGCCUUAUAGCAGCCAUCCUGGUCAUUCCUUUCAUCUUGUUUGUGAUUUUCUCCCAAGACAACAUCCGUCAGGAAACAAGGUACUUGUUACUGGGGAAUGCUUUACUUUGUGAUUUGCUAUAUCUGAUACUCUACACCAUGUCUGAGGUUUUCAGUGCAUCUUACCUCAAGCUUCACAAAACCACCUGCGUGGCUUUGCUGUUUUUGUUGGCAAUGACUUACUGUGGAGGGUUGCUGACAGCGGUAGCGAUGGUCUUGGACACCUAUCUGGCCAUUAUUUGGCCUCUACAUUAUCUCUCCAUCUUGCCUUCUGCACGCACCAAGAAACUGAUACUAUUCCUAUGGAUCUCCUCUGGGAUUUUCCCUGGGAUUGUCUUCUCAAUACUUGGGAGUGCUGAGAAACCCAGUCUGUGUCCUGUGGAAGACUGUUCUGUUCCCAUAAUUCUGGCAAUGACUUUACAAGGAAACAAUGCAGUGAAAUGUUGCUAUGUGCUCUCCGUCUCUGCCCUUUUUCUCUGCCUGUCCCUCAUUCUCUGCUGUUAUAUGAUCCUGUAUUUCAAAACAAAAGAGUCAGGGAUAUGGAAGAGCAUUUUCUCUAGAGCCAGAGUGACAUUCCUGAUGCACCAAAUUAUCUUGUUCUUUCAUUUCUCUCCUGUCUUGGCCACUGUGGUGGAGUCACUCCUGUAUGUCAAUGCUGUCAUAGGGCCACGGACAGGGAUGUGGCUCUCUCUGGUUGUCUGCAAUGUGUUGAUCAUAAUACCCAAAGCUUUGUUGCCUUAUCUGUAUGGGCUCAGAUACAGGGAGAUCUCCUCCUCCCUUAAGUUCUUCAUUAGGCGGAAACGUUCUACUGUCGUGGCUCCUACUUCACUGGCAUGA
Molecule: messenger RNA, 2717 nt
Organism: Anolis carolinensis (green anole)
Lineage: Eukaryota; Metazoa; Chordata; Lepidosauria; Squamata; Anolidae
Gene: gpr148
Product: G protein-coupled receptor 148
Exons: 1
Coding region: 1632-2717 (361 amino acids)
Biological process (GO): detection of chemical stimulus involved in sensory perception of smell; G protein-coupled receptor signaling pathway
Cellular component (GO): membrane
Molecular function (GO): G protein-coupled receptor activity; odorant binding; olfactory receptor activity
Source: RefSeq, a predicted model, not a curated record